GACACUAUGGGCUCGAGAGGGAGAAAGAUCUCCGUAUAGAACUAUUCUCCCACCCGUCUGAUAUUAUCUCUAAAACCCUAAUUACAGAGAGAGAGAGAGAGAGAGAGAGAGAGAGAGAGAGUUCUACACCGACGCAAGGCAAAGGCAGCGCCAACUUGUCGACGCCCUAGAAGAAGAAGAAGAAGGGAGAACCAAAUCGAGCGAAGAUGAGGAUAAUGAUAAAGGGAGGGGUGUGGAAGAACACCGAGGACGAGAUCCUCAAGGCGGCGGUCAUGAAGUACGGGAAGAACCAGUGGGCUCGGAUCUCUUCCCUACUCGUUCGCAAAUCGGCCAAGCAGUGCAAGGCUCGCUGGUACGAGUGGCUCGAUCCGUCCAUCAAGAAGACUGAGUGGACCAGAGAAGAAGAUGAGAAACUACUUCAUCUUGCUAAGCUCAUGCCCACCCAAUGGCGGACAAUUGCGCCAAUUGUGGGUCGUACUCCAUCCCAAUGCCUUGAGCGCUAUGAGAAACUUCUUGAUGCUGCCUGUGCUAAGGAUGAUAACUAUGAAGCAGGCGAUGAUCCACGGAAAUUGCGACCUGGGGAGAUUGAUCCAAACCCAGAAUCAAAGCCUGCCCGUCCGGACCCUGUUGAUAUGGACGAAGAUGAGAAGGAAAUGCUUUCGGAAGCACGAGCUCGGUUAGCCAACACUAGAGGCAAGAAGGCAAAAAGGAAAGCAAGGGAGAAGCAGCUUGAAGAGGCUAGGAGGCUUGCUUCUCUUCAGAAAAGGAGGGAACUAAAGGCUGCUGGAAUUCAAACUAGGCAAAGGAAGAGGAAGAGGAAGGGUAUUGACUAUAAUGCAGAAAUUCCCUUUGAGAAGAAGCCUCCUCCGGGCUUCUUUGACGUUGCUGAUGAAGAUCGAGAGGUGGAGCAACCCAAGUUCCCUACCACAAUUGAGGAACUUGAGGGCGAGAAAAGAAUGGACAAGGAAGCUCGAUUAAGAAAGCAAGAUAUUGCGAGGAAUAAAAUUGCUCAAAGGCAGGAUGCCCCAUCAGCAAUACUGCAAGCAAAUAAGCUUAAUGACCCGGAGACAGUCCGGAAAAGGUCGAAAUUGAUGCUUCCAGCACCUCAGAUUUCUGAUCAUGAAUUGGAAGAAAUUGCAAAAAUGGGGUAUGCUAGUGAUCUCCUUUUGGGCAGCGAGGAAUUCACAGAAGGGAGUGGUGCAACGCGUGCUCUUCUCGCAAAUUAUUCCCAGACGCCACGACAAGGAAUGACCCCACUACGGACCCCUCAAAGGACACCAGCGGGUAAGGGUGAUGCUAUUAUGAUGGAAGCGGAAAAUCUCGCCAGGUUAAGGGAGUCUCAAACACCAUUACUAGGAGGAGAAAAUCCAGAUCUACAUCCUUCGGAUUUUUCUGGGGUAACACCUAAGAAAAAGGAGAUCCAAACGCCAAAUCCCAUGUUGACUCCUUCAGCAACUCCUGGAGGGGUGGGCAUGACACCAAGACUUGGCAUGACUCCAUCACUUGCCAUGACUCCAUCACUUGCCAUGACUCCGUCAAGGGAUGGCUAUGCUUUUGGUGUAACUCCAAAAGGAACUCCCAUAAGGGAUGAGCUUCACAUUAAUGAGGACAUGGAUGCGCAUGAUAGUGCAAAACUAGAGCUCCGUAGACAAGCUGAUUUGAGAAGGAAUUUGCGGUCUGGUUUGAGCAACCUUCCACAGCCCAAGAAUGAUUACCAAGUUGUUAUCCAACCAGAACCUGAAGAUAGUGAGGAACCAGAGGAGAAGAUUGAAGAAGACAUGUCUGACAGAAUAGCAAGAGAGAGGGCUGAGGAAGAAGCAAGGCAACAAGCAUUACUUAAGAAAAGAUCGAAAGUGCUGCAGAGGGAACUGCCUAGACCUCCUGCUGCUUCAGUGGAACUGAUUAAAAGUUCUUUGAUGAGGGCUGAUGAAGACAAAAGCUCCUUUGUUCCCCCUACUUUGAUUGAGCAGGCCGAAGAGAUGAUAAGAAAGGAGCUUCUAUCCUUGCUCGAUCAUGAUAAUGCAAAGUAUCCAUUUGAAGAGAAAGGGAACAAGGAGAUAAAGAAAGGAGUCAAGCGGGCUUCAAACAGAAAAUCUGUUUCUGUCCCCACAAUUGAAGACUUUGAAGAAGAUGAGAUGAAGGAGGCUGAUUAUUUGAUCAAGGGAGAGGCUCAGUUUCUUCAUGUCGCCAUGGGGCAUGAGGAUGAAUCUUUUGACGAGUUUGUUGAAGCACAUAAAACAUGCUUAAACGACAGCAUGUACUUUCCUACUCGUAAUGCCUUUGGUCUAUCUAGUGUUGCUGGAAACAUGGAGAAGCUUUCUGCCUUGCAGUAUGAAUUUGAGAAUGUAAAGAAAAGGAUGGAUGAUGAUACGAAAAAGGCACAACGCAUGGAGCAGAAGAUAAAACUCCUUACCAAUGGGUAUCAGAUGCGGUCUACGAACAUUUGGUCUCAAAUUGAAGCAACGUUCAAGCAGAUGGACACUGCAGGAACAGAAGUUGAGUGCUUCCAAGCUUUACAAAAGCAAGAGCAGGUAGCAGCAUCACAUAGGAUAAAUAGCCUCUGGGAAGAAGUUCAGAAGCAAAAGGAGCUUGAGCGUACUUUACAGAAACGCUAUGGAGAUCUCACAGCGGAGCAAGAAUUGAUCCAAAGCCUCAUGGAUGCUUACAGAGUACAAGAAGAAAUUGCUGCGAAAAAUCGUGCUCACGAAUUGGCCACUGCUGCAGCUAAUGAAACUGUCGCGCCAAGCUCUGAAACUGCUGAACCGGUUGACCUAUCUAAUAAUGAGAUUCCAAGCCUAGAUAUGGAUAAUGCCAAUGAAAGCCCUAAACAUGACAUGCUUAUAAAUGAAAUGUCUGAGAAUGCUGCUCCAGACAUGGAUGUGAGCUCAUCGGACAUCAUUCCAUCUGCUACUGAGGCUGAUGUUGGUAUGUUGGAAGGAACUGAUAGCUACGAAGGCUCUGUUUCUUUUGUUGAUACUAAGCUCAACAGUGUGGUUAAUUCUGACCCUGAUGAGGGGGAUGACACUAAGAUGGCUGAUGACAGCGACAGAGUCAAUGGGACUGUUAAUGGGGAUUUAACUAGUACAGACAUUGUUGAGGAGGAUUUAGCAUCCAAGGAUGAUAACGGAACGCAGACUGGUGGCUUAACGGGCCCAGAAGACAUUGUUCAGGUGGACACGGUAAGUUUGCUAGAUUCGUAAAGAUCUAUUGUUUCCAGAAGUUGGAAUACUUUUUGGGGAUAUGCUGAAACCAUCUUCUAACGAGUGUGUCCUUGCGUGUUCAUGAAGUGGUGGUCGGGGCCUUCUCUGUGAGGCUAUUGGAAAUUGUUGUCUAUUUGCAUCGCCUGUUUGUUUUUCGAAUUUUGUAGUGUGAGAAUGAGAAAGCCUACCUUUACUUUUCGAUGCGAGGAACGUUUUUCGUUUGUGGAAAUUAUGGAGAAGUGAUUCCAUAAAGACCCGAAUCUUGUUCCCUUGUACUGUUCUGAUUCUUAAUACCUUCAGGAACUAAUAACAUUACGUUCAUUUUGAAGAAUGGAUAGUUGAGGCACUAUUUUGCAUGUA
This is a messenger RNA of Rhododendron vialii, 3560 nucleotides long. Its product is annotated as cell division cycle 5-like protein. NCBI's taxonomy places the organism in Eukaryota, Viridiplantae, Streptophyta, Magnoliopsida, Ericales, Ericaceae. The coding region runs from base 207 to 3200 and encodes 997 amino acids. The record is from RefSeq and is a predicted model, not a curated record. Gene Ontology annotation, cellular component: Prp19 complex; spliceosomal complex. Gene Ontology annotation, biological process: mRNA splicing, via spliceosome. The transcript has 4 exons.